Oryza brachyantha (malo sina) is the source of this 1511-nucleotide messenger RNA. Its product is annotated as pathogen-associated molecular patterns-induced protein A70-like. The record is from RefSeq and is a predicted model, not a curated record. Lineage: Eukaryota; Viridiplantae; Streptophyta; Magnoliopsida; Poales; Poaceae. Bases 119 to 1204 code for a protein of 361 amino acids. The transcript has a single exon.
CUCCUCCUCCUCGCGCCACACAGGAAACGCCAAUCCCCACAGCCACCUCGCGCGCUCUCCGCCUCGUGCGCCUCGUCGUCGUCGUCGUCGUCGGUGCUGGUGCUCUCUCUGUGUCACGAUGGACGGGGCGGAGGCGGGGGCGGGGGCGUGGGCGACGAUACGGGGUUACUUCACGCCGGCGACGCUGUUCCUCGUCGUGAACCUCGUCAUCGGCACCAUCGCGCUCACCUCGCGCUCGCACCAGCGCCGCCGGCGGCAGGCGCACCUGUACGGGCAGUACUAUCACCACGACGGCGGCCCCGGGCACCCAGAGAUGAUGCGUCAUGAUGAUCGGUUGCAGCUGCCGCAGGAGUACGGCGACGGCGGCGGCCUGUACUACGGCCAUCAGCAGGGGACGCUGUAUGUUCCGCCGCCGCCUGCGCCGGCGCAGCUCGCGCGGACGUCCUCCGUUCUCGACCGGCUCCGCUCGUUCGGACUCUACCGCUUCCGCUCCGGCGACUUCCCUCCCGAGUUCGCCACUGCUGCGGCGGCGACGAGCCACGCGGAGGAGGAGGUGGUCUCUCCGGCGGUGGAUGAGGUGAACCAGACGCAAUACGCGAGGAGCCGGUCGGAACCGGCGCCGGCGCAGGAGGAGAAGAAGGCGAAGUCGAGACUGAGGAACUCGAGCUCCGAGGUGAGGAAGGCGGAGGUCGUGAGGGCCACCGCGAGGGUGGUCGAGGCGUUCCCGGAGGAGGCCACCAUCGACGGGAGGGCCGACGAAUUCAUCGACGAUUCUACACCGAAGCAGCGAGAUCCGCCGCACCAGCAAGAAUACGUCCCUCCUCCGGCACCAGCGCCGGCGCCGCUCGCGCGCACGUCAUCCGUCCUGGACCGCCUCCGCUCGUUCAGCCUCAGCUUCCGCUCCGGCGACCUCGCCGCCGCAGCAGCAGAAGCAACGCCCGCACAUGACGCUGCCGCAGACGACAAGAAUCAGUCGGCGCACUACGCCAGGAGCCGGUCGGAGCCGAAGACGAAGAAGCAGGCGGCGUCGGAAGCCAAGAUGACCAAAUCAAGCUCGGAGGCGAGGAAGGAGCCGGCGGCGGAGGAGGCCGACGACGGCGUGGACGCCAGAGCCGACGACUUCAUCAACAAAUUCAGGCAGCAGCUGCAGCUGCAGAGGCUCAACUCGCUGCUCAACUACAAGGAGAUGCUCCGCAAGCAGUAGCCAUCGCUCACCAAGAACAAAGAAGAGUUUGCAGCAAGCUCGCCAUGCUCCCUGUUGAUUAAUUAGUAGCAGUGCUAAAUCAAUCAAGAAUUUGAUUAUAUAUAUGGUGUUAAUUACACUAUGAUAAUACUAGUUGCAAGGUUUUUGUCUUGACAGAAUUCGCUUGUGAGUUUGUGAGGAUCAUGCAUUGUCUGCUUCCAUCAACAGACGAGCACAUUUCAUUUUUUGCUAUUGCUUAUAUUUAUAAGCAAAAAAAAUAGAUUUCCAAUAUUAACUUUAAAGUUGUUUUUAUCGUAUUUUAUUUUUU